AUGGCCGAUAGCCCCGCUGCGGAAGGCCAGAAAGCAACCAACGGAGCCCCAGGCUCGCAUUCCACUCUCUUUGGACUCGACGGACAAAAGAGGUCCUCAAUUCCAGCGGGUGCAGGAGCAGGAUCAGGAAUCAUCGGCACAAGCGGUCAUACAGGCGCGGCCAACAAGAGUAACAUUGCAGAUUUAUCAGACGAAGACAAUGCUCAGACAACAACAGCAGGCAUGCCCCAGGGCGGUAAAUCCAGCGCCGUCCCCGGGUCGGGGUCUGAAACAUUCACUCCCAGUCAAGGAACAGGAGAUCCGCCUUUCCAUCAAGAUUUGCCCACCACGGCGUUGUCGACAUAUACCUCCCUCGACCCUUCUGACGACAAGAUAUACUCGGCCCCCCCCCCGCAUACUCCGAGAUCUGAAGGAUCAUCCUCGAGUCCACCGUCUCCACGACCACCGCCUUUUUCCUCUCUUUAUUUCCCCUCCGACGCCGAGCCCGAUCGCAUUAGAGCAACCGUCUCCGAGACUGCCUGCGGUUCACUUCUCGCAACUGCUCCGGCACCCUCCUUCGAGGAGGCUCUCGCCGAAGACGACGCCGAGUCCAAGGCUGAGGCCGAGACAAAGGCUGCCCUUCCGCCGGACACCAAGGCACAGUCUUCCAAAGCACUUGACGAAGGAGAGCCUCCACCACCUUACACCGAAGGUUCCAGUCCGAUAUAUUCUUUUUCCUACGUCAUGGCAGCAGCUGGUGGUGCCGCCAGUAUCAUCACCCAAGUCCAGCAAACGACCGGAUCACCCAUCAAUACAUUGGGAGAAGCGGCGGCGGAUGAACACAUCACAUUGGAUCUGAGAGGGACACAUUUCACACUGUCGCGCGAUGAACUGUUGACUCUCCCUGAAUUUGUGUUGCUAUCAUUAUUCCCCAACGGCCUCCUGCCAGAUGGACACAUGACCUCGUUUCAUGAUGGCGAUGUCUACCCUGUUGACUAUGACCCUGCAUCCCUGCAAUACAUGUUAAACUUCUUCCGCGAUGUCGCGCAAUCAAUACCUUCAACGUCUCCCUCACCGACUACACCACCAGAGAACGACCCUAUAUCGAUUGAGCCACUACAAGGUUCCACCAAAGAUAUGCUCCAAGACAGAGCAGGAAUCAUCGUUCUGAGGGAGGAUCUCGACUUUUACGUUAUUCCUCCUCGAGCAGACAUUGAACAAAUGGAAAUGACGGAGGUCAAACGUGCAGCAGGAAAGUCCCUGCUCAAGCAGAAUGGGAUCUUUUCUGGGCUCAAAAGAAGUGAGGAGGCCGGCACGACAGAACAACAUUUGAUUGAAAUGUUGACCGCCGGUGGCUUUAAUCACGAUGAUGCUUGGGGUCAUCGGGCUGGAGAACCAAACAAAGCGGUCAUUUGCAGUCUAGCCCUGGCCCGGUUACGAACAGAUAUCAAGGGUGAUCUUGUAGGAAGCAACGCGGUGGGCAUGGCUCAAAAGCUGUUAUUGUUCUGGCGGAAGCCUGCACGAAGGUGCUGGUGGGAAGGUGUUGAAUUGGAUGAUGUUGAAGGUGUUCAGGGCAAGGUCAAAGUAUGGAUCCGACGGGUCUGGACUCUUGAAAUGGUAAGCGACCUUGACUGA
Messenger RNA from Rhinocladiella mackenziei CBS 650.93, 1614 nucleotides. RefSeq lists its product as uncharacterized. Gene Ontology annotation, molecular function: RNA binding. The record is from RefSeq and is a predicted model, not a curated record. Lineage: Eukaryota; Fungi; Ascomycota; Eurotiomycetes; Chaetothyriales; Herpotrichiellaceae. Gene Ontology annotation, cellular component: nucleus. The coding region runs from base 1 to 1614 and encodes 537 amino acids. The transcript has 6 exons.